Messenger RNA from Acanthochromis polyacanthus (spiny chromis), 3651 nucleotides. It is a transcript of the gene meak7, whose product is annotated as MTOR associated protein, eak-7 homolog. Gene Ontology annotation, biological process: TOR signaling. The coding region runs from base 140 to 1534 and encodes 464 amino acids. The transcript is spliced from 9 exons. NCBI's taxonomy places the organism in Eukaryota, Metazoa, Chordata, Actinopteri, Pomacentridae. The record is from RefSeq and is a predicted model, not a curated record.
ACCAAUCACAAUGAAUCACAUGACCGUUCGGCUCAUUUGAUUGGCUGCUGUCACUGUCAUCGCUGGCAGCACCAGGAAGUUUGCUGUCACUUUUAGCUACAGGAUGGAAAGUUUGUCUGCUUUUCUCUAAAAGAGCAUCAUGGGUAACACAGAGAGUGUGGUGGUGCAGAAGAGUCUGGCCCGGUUCCGUCCAGAGGAGCGUCCUGUAGUGGAGGGAGUGUUUGACCGGCUGCAGGGAGGAACUGGAGGAUCUGCAGGGAAAGCAGCAGCAGCAGGGAAAACUCUGACUCUGGAGAUGCUGCAGUCCUCUGUGGGCAGCGUGGCUCCAGACUCCAUGGUGAGGAGGAUCUACCGCUGUCUGAGCAGCAUCGAUGCCGGACUGGCAGCACCAGCAGGUAAAACCCAGCAGUCUGGAGUGUGCAGAGAGCAGCUGGUGGUCUUCCUGGCCGACACCCUGAGAGGAACGGCUGAGGAACGAGCUCCUCUGGUGAUGUCCAUGUCCUCCCAGCAGGCCUCCGGGGCAGCAGCAGCAGCAGCCACCUGUCAGGAGGUGGUGGAGUUCGUCCAGGACCUGGUGUCUGCUGUGGUUCAGGUCCUGGUCCAUAGGGGGCGCCUGCAGGGCUGGAAGCCGGACAGAAUGUCUGACAUCUCUCUGGGAGUGAAGCUUCUGGCUGAGCAGAUGUGUUCUGAGCUGAAACCUUCAGACCAGGGUUCCUGUGACGUGUCCUGUCUGGAGGACUGGAUCUUCAGGGUCCAGCAGGUGUCUCUGUACCUGGAGAUGCUGGUGGCUGAAGGUCUGGACGUGUCUCUGAGUGGCCGACCGACGCCGACGUUGCUGCCGCCCUGCAGGGAGACGCCCUGGAAGGAUCUGAGGAGUCUGCUGGACCUCCCAACGCUCAUGUUCCUGGCUCCACAGUUACCAGACAGCUACAGCGCCCCCUGGAGGCUGGUUUUCUCCACCCAGCUCCACGGUGAGAGCUUCACCAGGAUGGUGGGCGGUCUGACCAAACACGGACCAACGCUGCUGCUCAUCAAAGACACUAAAGGCCACGUCUUUGGGGGCUUCGCCUCCCACGGCUGGGAGGUCAAACCACAGUUCCAGGGUGACUCCAGAUGCUUCCUGUUCACUGUGUUCCCCCAGCUGAGGGUUUUUACAGCGACAGGAUACAACCAGCACUUCAUGUACCUCAACCAGCACCAGCAGACCAUGCCCAACGGACUGGGUAUGGGAGGUCAACACGGCUACUUCGGACUGUGGCUGGACUGUGAUUUUGGUCGCGGUCACAGCAGAGCUCGGCCCAAAUGUACGACCUACGGCAGCCCCCAGCUGUCCGGAGACGAGGACUUCACCGUAGACUCUAUGGAAGUUUGGGCCGUCGGGAAACCUCCAGAACCAGAAGAGGGCGACGGCGAGGCGGGGGGUAAGAGGAGCAUCCUGGACGCGGACCCUGAAGUCCAGGCCAUGAUGGAGAUGACUGGGAAGACGCUGCACAGUCAGGGCCUCAGGGAGCCAGAGGAAGACCAGGAGCAGUGACCGAAAGCUCCGGCACGCCUGGUACUCAUAGACUCACACAGCUGGAUUUCUGUUGUUUUAUACCUCGUUUACUGCUGCUGAUCGGCUUUACGUUGGAUCUAACUGUGAAAACCGUCAAUUUAAGGCCAGUUAUUUACGCCUAACCGGCUCUGAAAGCAGCUCAUGUGUUCUACAAACUAACAUUUCAGCAGCGUGUGAAGAUUGUGGGUGUGUUCACACUUUAGCAGCAGAGCGGCACGCUGAAAACAAGAUGCCUGCACCGGUGACGACAAAUCCUCCAUCCCUCCUCCAACUGUGAACACAAGAAGCAAAAAAAAAAAAACUUCCUCUAGUCACCUGUUUCUAACAGGCUGGAUCCACAUCUUGUCCUGGAUGUUGACAUAAUAAACCAACAUGGCCGAGACAAAUCAACUAACACCUGUAAAAUAUUGUAUAUUAUUAUAACAGAUGCAGAUUUGAUGCUGUACAUUUCAUUGUCUUGUUCCGUUAAGAAGGUUUGUGAUGGAUGAUUAUAAAGUCCUGCAGAGCUGAGCUGGUUUAUGUCUUAAAGCAGCUGAAAACACUGUAAAAAAACAUCAGGUUUGGUGUUAAUGAUGUCAUAAAACUGCAGUAUUGGUGGAUUUUUCUCCACUUUUAUGUUAUAUUUUGUGUUUCCUCUCAUUCAUGUAAGCUAGAAAGGGGAUUUAGAAAAUAUUUAACCAUGCAGCACUACAACAAAUCAGUCAGUUUGAAACCAACUCUAAUGAAAUAACAGACAUUUUUUACAGCGGUGCAAUCAGAAAACAAUCUUAUUGACUUUAAUAAUAAUAUGAGAUGUCUUCAUAGGCUGUAAGUCCCAGUAAUCACUCUACUUUACUUACUUUCUUGCUGUAUUUACGUAUUCUAGUAGAGAAAUCUGAUAUUCAGCCUUUUUAAGAUUAUUAGCAUUUUAGUUUUUACAUUUUUGAGUCCCAGUAAAAUAAAUUAAUCUAAAAAUACGCUACAACUGCUUCGAUCUCGAUCAGUGUUCACGGUUCUAUCUAACUGGCCAUGAAUAAUACUCGAUAAAUGUAAUAAAAUAAUUUUAAUAAUGUGUAAAAUAUGCAUAAAUAAAACCAGUUCGGCAAAGCUUUGCAUUGGAAUUUGAUUCAUUCUGAAUUUUGGCACAUAGAUUUUUAUUAGUUUUAUAUAUAUUUUAUUAGUCACCUUAAUUGCUAAUUUCUAAUCAGCCCUAAAAACAGACAAAUUAACCGUCGCAUGAUCAGUUUUUAAUGACACAAUGUUUUUAAUGACAAUGGAAUUUAUUUACAGGAAAAGAGUUCUGUGCACCUUUUACAAUUUGUUAUUUAAUUGCAUGGACUUAACAAUCAGCUGGUAAAUAAAAAAUAAAUAAAACAUGGAGAAUUAAGGCAGUUUCAUGUUAAGACAGCCAAAUAUUUUAGUGUUUAAUGUCACUGUUCAAACACUAGAAAAAGAAACUGAUCAGUAUAAUGUCAUAAAAGGAGGAUAUUGUCAUUACAAGAGGAUGUUUUCACAUUAUUACGACAUAAAAGCUUAUAACAAUACACUUUCCUUGUUCUAACAAUGUACUAUUUAUCUUGUUAAAAUGUGAAGUAUUUCACAAUAUAAAGUGAUAACUUGAACCUGUGUAAAUGAUGUUAGUAAAAUGGUUUAAUUGAAAAUUGUGUCUCAUGUAGACAAUUUGACGAUGUUCAUGUUUGGGUUAAAAUCUGUUGGAAUUCUGCUGUUAUUGAAGAUACUGUGAUCAGUUUGCACACACAAAGAGCAAAUUUUUGUUAAAAUUUAAUGAAUAAAUCUUAAAUAACUACAUGCAUACAUAACUUAGUAUAAUAUCCAUUAUAUACGUAUAGAUAUUUAUUGAGAAGGGCAACAAUGCAAUUUUUUUGACUUGAAUCUGAAUAAAUUUGUCCGUAUCACCUCUAUCAAGCUCAAAAAUCUUAAAUUGUUGACUUUAAAUGGCAGAAACUGUAGUUAUUGUGAGGUUUGUGUGAGGAAAAUGUAAUUUUUUCAUGGUUGAAUUGUGAUUCACAGUGUGUGUAGUGACUGAUAUCCAUGUGUGUUACUGCAGUGUUUACCUGAAAUAAAGUAUGACGGCACCUGGAGUGUCAAACUGUUGA